Mya arenaria is the source of this 3077-nucleotide messenger RNA. RefSeq names its product muscarinic acetylcholine receptor M1-like. Gene Ontology annotation, biological process: adenylate cyclase-activating adrenergic receptor signaling pathway. The record is from RefSeq and is a predicted model, not a curated record. Gene Ontology annotation, molecular function: G protein-coupled acetylcholine receptor activity. NCBI's taxonomy places the organism in Eukaryota, Metazoa, Mollusca, Bivalvia, Myida, Myidae. Bases 424 to 2529 code for a protein of 701 amino acids. The transcript has 2 exons. Gene Ontology annotation, cellular component: plasma membrane.
UUCGUAAAGUGUGUGUAUAGAUGCCUUGGUGGACCUUCCCGUCUGUUAAAUGAUGCCUGCCACUUCUGAGCUUUAUGCCUGUGUAUGGGAGUACAGGGUGUAUUAAUUAUUCAGAAGGAAAAUAACAGAAAUAGCUGUAUUAUUUUCUCUCAUCUCGGCGUGAUCAAUUCAGCGGGUUUGGUGAAAAUUGUGACACAAAUUGAGAAAUUUCAGAAAGACUGGUAUUGUCUGGAACAUCUCUAAAUGUAUUAAUCACCUUCGUUUGGCAUGGAUACACUUCCGGCGCUUCCCAGACGAAAGAUGGCGGAAUGUUGCCAGCAUGGAAACCGAUUAGGAUGUAGAGGGUGAGUCGUUUGAACGCCCGAGCAGUUAGUGGACAGUUCGUAGAGUCCUUGAGGGCUGGUGACAAGAGGCUGGGUCACAAUGGAUGAUAUCUCUGGGAUCGUUGGUGUUACGAAUAACACUGACGUGAGUAUAUGUGGGAAUGAAACCUUCUAUAACAAUACAAAUGGGACGUGCAAUGAGACAUUGGACUCGCCUGUGUAUGAACUUCCCCAUUCUCUAUGGUUGACUAUAUUACUAGGAACGGCAGCGUCAAUAGUGAUAGUAGUGACAGUGCUAGGGAAUAUACUCGUGCUUCUCUCGUUUUUCCUCGAGAGAUCAAUACGUCAACCAACAAACUACUUCAUCGCUUCAUUAGCCAUGUCGGAUCUUCUAAUUGGGACGUUUUCCAUGCCGUGCUUUACCUUGUAUUUGCUACUUGGACGUUGGCCUUUAGGGGAAAUUAUUUGCGAUUUAUGGCUUUCACUAGAUUGGACAGUUUGUCUCGCUUCCCAAUACACAGUUUUCUUUAUCACCGCCGAUAGAUUUUGCAGUGUCACGAUUCCCGCAAAAUACCGCAAUUGGAGGACUGAUCGUAAAGUCCGGGUAAUGAUUGCCCUGUCAUGGAUAAUACCAUCUGUUGUGUUCUUCACUUCCAUUAUCGGAUGGCAAUUUUUCGUCGGGAAGAGGACGGUUGCAGAGAACGAAUGCGAAGUGCAGUUUAUGAGCGAUCCUACGUUCAUAUUUCUGUUGACCAUAGGUUACUUUUGGUCGACACUGUUUGUCAUGAUAACUCUUUAUGUUGGAAUUUACCGUGUUGCCUUGAAGCUUCAGCGCAAAUCUAAUGAAAAGCAUAAAAAAAUGCAAAACGCCAUGGACUUGUCAAAGGGAAAGAGCAAAUCCGGUGGUGCUAAGUCCAAGGAUAGUAGAAAACGAAUCGAGAACAACAAUGCAAGGUAUCUAAGGGGUGCCAAUGAAAACAAUACUCUUACCACCAGUUUUUCAAAACACUCAGACAACGAGUACUCGAAGCCUUCGGAAGAAGACAGAAGUUCCAGUCCUGCAUUUGCAUCGGACGAUGAGGAGAACAGCAGUGGCGAGAUUGAGACCCAAAAGACAAGUUGUUACGUUAAUAGUGCCGUACAAACUGAACCAACCAUAAGAGGAAUGAUGGGCUCAACAGUCAAUCACAUGUCUAAACUCGCAUUCUCGCUGUCUGGUACAAGCGUGAGUGCUUCACAGGUCUCACAGAGCUCUGCUGAAAAGGAUUCAUCCGAUGAACACCCUUCCCAAAAUCAGCACGGUGACAAUGAUCAAAUUAAGCCAUUGUUGUCUAAAAAGGUCUCUAAUACUUUUAAGCCUAUAGAUUCGGAUUCCGUUGACAAGCCGUCAGAUGGUAUUACUUCAAAAAUUCAGGAUGAUGAAAAUAAAAUUACUAAUUCGGCUGCAGCGUUAAUGGAUAGUGAUAUUUUGGACGGAAUACGUUACAUUGAUGAAGACAGUUUAAAGUCUUUGACAUCAGCAGAUAAUAUGAAAUUAUUAGCUGAAAUUAAAGACAUGCCACUUAGUCCAUCUCGGAAAAAUGAACCAGAUUCGCCAGUCUGGCGAAAACGUGCACUUGAAGAUGAUAAAUCUUUGCUUGUACCCAACUCGGGCGACUCGGCAAGCUCCGAGGCUCUAUCUUCAGUUAUAGACACGGGGUAUGCGAACAAGACCGCCAACGAUAGGCAGUGCAAUAGUAAGGCAACAGAAAACAGCCGGCCGCAUCACAGACAUAGGAAACAUGACCAUAAGAAAAACAAUCUCAGAGUGCCGCAUAAAAGUGAUAGUAAUGACAAAAAAUCAAAAGACAAACGACCGUAUGGAAGUCCUCUCCAGUCCUUGGUAAGGUCUUUACGGCCGUCGGCAAAUAAAAAAGGAAACAAAAAUAAAACAAAAUCAAAAUCUGAAAAUCGAGCUCGUAAAGCAUUGAGGACGAUCUCAAUCAUUCUGGGUGCUUAUGUGUUAUGCUGGACACCCUAUCACGUGAUGGUGUUUAUUAUUGGGAUAUGUAAAAGCUGGGACUGUAUAAAUAUACAGUUCUACUAUUUCACAUACUGGCUGUGUUACUUAAACAGUCCAAUUAAUCCCUUUUGCUAUGCCUUUGCGAAUGCCCAGUUUAAAAGAACAUUCAUUAGAAUACUUAAAUUAGACUUUCAUAGAACCUGAUACAUGUACAUUGUCGUUACUAGUCUAAUUGUUGUGCACAGUUAAUAUUGUAUGUAAUGGUCAGUGUAAAUGUACAUAUGAAAUAUAAUCACGUAUGUUUAUAUAAACAUAUAUUGUGGUUCAUUUGUAUGUGGAACGUACAAUGUAUAUUUCUUCAAAUACCAUUUUGAUUCCGAAAAUAAGUAUUCAUUUUGUAAGUAGGAUUAUCAAAGCGUUAAUGAACGUUGUACUAUUUGUCAUACCAUGGACGAAUGUGAGUUAUAGAAACACAAGAUAUAAAGUCAAAUUGAUAUUCGGAUCCUCAAAGAUAAAUUGAUUUUGUUUAUGCACAAAAGUAAUCAAAUACCCUCUUAACUAAUGUUUUGGCAUUCAAUAUUCAUAUGUUUAACAAUCUACUAGAAAUAUUUGCAUUUUUUUUUAAAUUUCGUUCACAAUGAUCUAUAAACAUGUAUUCCGAAACUUUUGUUGAGUUUGUUUCUUUAAAUCUGAAUAGAUCUCUUCCGAACGUCACUUCACAUAUUUGUAUGUUAAUAAACAUGAAAAGUGGA